CCGACCUUCCCCUCACGCGCGACCCUUUCCGUCUCCGGAGGGGAGGAAAGAGGGGGGUCGCCAGGCUCCCGCAGUGCUUCUCCAAUGGGCAGUUUGCUGAGCGGAGUCAGUUUCAAGGAGCCCACCACGGUGGAGGACUGUGACUCUACCUGGGAGACGGAUUCGGAGCCGGAGCUGCAGGACCCCGGCGGGGAAGAAGGGCCACCGCUGGAGCAGGCGAGCGGUGGCGACGACGACCCAGCUGCUGACCAGCACCGGCGGCGGCGGCAGCAGCAGCAGCAGCAGGAGGAACCGCUCCCUGCGGCAGGCGGCCGGCCGGAAGACGCCGGGAACCGCGAAGGGGCUGUCAGGGAGGAGGAGGAGGAGGAGGAGGAAAGGGAAGGAGAAGAGGGGGCGGCAGAAGAAGACGAACCCGAGGGCAGGGAGCAAGAAGAGACGGAAGCCCCUAGCCCCGAACAGGGGGAUGAUUCAAUUGAUGUGACAUCUAAACCAAAGAGAAGUUUUUAUGCUGCAAGAGACUUAUAUAAAUAUCGUCAUCAAUAUCCACAGAACUUUAAAGAGUUGCGAUAUCAGAAUGAUUUGUGCAACCUCCGCUUUUACAAGAACAAAAUUCCCUUUAAACCUGAUGGGGUUUAUAUUGAAGAGGUCCUGAAUAAAUGGAAAGGAGAUUAUGAAAAGUUGGAACACAAUCACACUUACAUACAAUGGCUGUUUCCACUUAGAGAACAAGGACUGAAUUUCUAUGCAAAAGAAUUGACAACCUGUGAAAUUGAGGUAAAGCAUCUAAUUCAUAAUGUAAUGCUAAUAUUUAAUUAUUUAAACUACAAUAAUUUUGUAUGUGUAAUGCUCUUGUUGUUUGUGCAUUCUUGUAAAAAUGUGUUACAGGAGUUCAAAAAAACAAAAGAAGCAAUUCGAAGAUUCCUGUUAGCUUACAAAAUGAUGCUGGAGUUUUUUGGGAUAAAAUUGAUUGAUAAAACUGGGAAUGUAGCACGAGCUGCUAACUGGCAAGAAAGAUUCCAGCACUUGAAUGAAUCCCAACAUAAUUAUCUGAGAAUCACCCGAAUUCUGAAGAGCCUUGGUGAACUUGGUUAUGAGAGUUUCAAGCCUCCUCUUGUAAAAUUGAUUCUUCAUGAGGCUCUUGUAGAAGAAACUAUCCCCAACAUUAAACAGAGUGCUUUGGAAUAUUUUGUGUAUACCAUUAGAGAUCGAAGAGAGAGGAGGAAACUUCUACGGUUUGCCCAACAGCACUACACGCCCUCUGACCAUUUCAUAUGGGGGCCACCAAGGAAACAGAAGUUGGAGGGAAGCAAACCAAGUAAAAAGCUGGCUUCGCCAGUGUCCCUUCGCAACAACUCAACUUGUAGACAUAAAAAGACAAAAGAUUCCAAGAAUGUAUCUGAAAUUUGUAACUCAAGGAAUAAAACAAAUGAUGAGAAAAAGACAGAGCAUAUUAAAAAUGGUACAGAUAGUGAUCAGAGUAAGAAACACAGCCCCCCUGAAGUUGUUAAGCAGAGCAGUAUGGUAAAAAACAGCAGUGCUGAAUGUCACAACUCUAAAGUGGACAUUGCUGAGCCUUUGAAUCAGAAGGAGACUAUUUCCCAUUUAAAAAAACAUAAAGGGAAAAACAAGGAAAAUGUUAGCCAAGACUGCAAACAUGUGGAAGAUAUAGAAAAAGAUUCAUGUGAGAAUAAAAAUGAUUCAACAAAUAUAUCAGCAGAUAUGCAAGACAAUAUAUGUAAGGAUAAAAACCUGGUGAGCUCAUCUGUAAGAAAUAAAGAGUGAAAUCUUCUACUGAAUAUAACAAAAUGGUUUUUCACUUGUAGAAAAUUGGUAAGCAAUGGAAGGUCUUGAUACUGUGUCCAGUGCUGACUAUAUCAGCUUAGCCUCUGUGGGGUUAUGGCUUCUUUAAAUUGUUUAUGGUUUGUACUUCCCACAGCUGUGUAUUAAGAUUACAAACUGCAUAAUGCUUAAGCCUAAGAAAAAACUUCCUUUAAAUCUGUUUUCUAUGCAUAAAUAUCUAACAUUGAUUUUUAUCAUCCAUUUUAUUUAAACUCUUCUAAUUAAUUUUAAGGUUUUUUUUCUUUCAAACUAUGGGUGCCAGAUAGACUUUCAAGGAGCUAAGUCAGAGUGUCUCUUCAGCAGAUAACUGUGCUAAUGUUUAGAGUGCUUAAAAAUUGGAAGAAAGCUGCAUUCUUAUUUAACACAGAAAGUGGACCUCCGAGACUUGAGCUAAAGUGCAAGCACAGCCUUGAAUCACACUGGGCAAGCUAUAUUAAUUCAGCCUCAGUUCCAAGUUUGACUAUUAGGAAUAAUUAAUUUCCCUGGGUUAUUCUGAGAAAAUACAGCAAAGUAGCAAAUCACUACAGUUUGUAUCCCAGCACCCUUUGCCCCAACAUACUUACAUUUU
This is a messenger RNA of Python bivittatus (Burmese python), 2407 nucleotides long. NCBI's taxonomy places the organism in Eukaryota, Metazoa, Chordata, Lepidosauria, Squamata, Pythonidae. The record is from RefSeq and is a predicted model, not a curated record.